Messenger RNA from Aspergillus ibericus CBS 121593, 543 nucleotides. RefSeq lists its product as uncharacterized. The record is from RefSeq and is a predicted model, not a curated record. NCBI's taxonomy places the organism in Eukaryota, Fungi, Ascomycota, Eurotiomycetes, Eurotiales, Aspergillaceae. The transcript has a single exon. Bases 1 to 543 code for a protein of 180 amino acids.
AUGGUUCUACCGAUGGGAAAUCCCCCCAUCCACCGCCACGUCCUGCACCGUGCCAUUCCGCUUGACGGCCUGGUCGCUCCGGAACCGCUGCGUCAGCGCAUGACCCUCGUCCGGCACCAUGUCGGUGUGGAGGGGCCCACGGCCUCGGCCCAGCCGAGGGUCAUGGUGGUCAGGGCGGAUUUUGAUCCAGAAUACAACUUGGCCCAUUUGGUGCCGAUCGACGCCACCACGGUACCGAUAUUGAUGAUUCGCGCUCCCGGGGUGCGCAGAUGGGGGAGGGCGGCUUGGAGCAGUAAAAACGGCCCGCGGACAUUGGCGAGGUGGCCGUGCAGGGCUUUGUCCGACGAAGGACUGCAUGUUGGUGGAUUGCUGGAACGGCACAACUGGAACGGACGAGUGCGGACCAACGCCCGAUCCAUCACCGUUAGCGCUGUCCGCGGCGAGAUCGGCGAGAUCGGCGAAGGACGGAGGCUUACCCUAACCGUCCGCAUCCCCGGGCCUGGGACCGUCGACCAUCGACGCCAAUCAGCUCCUGCAGGCUGA